Messenger RNA from Prunus armeniaca (apricot), 939 nucleotides. The record is from the annotation of a GenBank genome assembly. NCBI's taxonomy places the organism in Eukaryota, Viridiplantae, Streptophyta, Magnoliopsida, Rosales, Rosaceae.
AUGCAAGCUUUGGCUGGGUACAAGCCAAUUGCCGAAAGGCAAAGGAGAGGGGUUACUUUAUUGGUCACAAGCUUCUACUCAGAAGUCUUGGAGGAACAGUAUCUAACCUUUGGUGCAAGUUCGGUGAAGUGGGGGCCGAUCUCCGAGGAGCAAGAAGACAAGGUUGAGAGGGUGAGGUCAUUGUUGUCAGAGACCGAGCGUGAUUACAGAAACCUAGUCACCCAGAAGAAUCUGUUUGAGUCUAGCCUUUUAAAAGGAAUGGUAGGUAUUAUAAAGGGAAGCACGAAGGUGGCUGUGUAUUUGGAUGAUACCGAGAUGCAGAGGCGACUUAGGGAGUCUCGGCCGAAGAAGGCUAAGAAGGGGGUGCCAAGUAGGCGACUGAGAACGUUGGAGGAAGCUCACCAGAGUGUGAUGGGAACAGGGCCGAGGCUUCCUCCAUUUGACCUGCAGGCGCCGUUGAAGCUCCCCUUCGGUAUGGAGGAUGUUUAUGCUGAGGGGAUGGAGAAGGUGGACUUCUCCAUGUUGCAUUGGCAGAAGAAGGAGGUGAACCUUGCCAUGCAUCGGCAAGAGGUUCCCUUGGUGAACGUCUUCCUAGAAGGCGUGAAGAGUGACCCUGAGGUUCUGGCGAUGACACCAGCCUCUUCGUAUGCAGAUCGGGCCCAGAAGACGUUCCUUACCCAUGCCUAUGCCUUUGGUGAGAUGUAUGUCAACAUGGCCAAGGCAUAUAAGGAAAUUCGGAGAUUAAAGAGGCGCAAUGAGAUGGCCAAGGAUAAGAUAGCGGAGGCGCAAGAAGCCAUCCGAGAGAAGAUCACCCUGCUGUUGCAAAAGGCGGCGUUGGCCAGAGAGGAGAAGGAGCUGAAGCGGUCGAGGGUAGAGGAGGUAGCUGUUGCCAGGGCCGAAGUGGAGCAGAAGAAGGCCGAAGAGAUAGCUGCUGCCUGA